CUGAGGGUCCACUUCCCCACAACGCACUGCUGCCCUCCUGUCUCCAGCCCCACGGAUCCAUCAGAGCCCUGGCUGUUGCUGAUGAGAUCCAAGCAACCUGGAGGCUGCAAGGGGAAACUUUCCCACAGGCAGGUUGUGCUGCAAACUCCAGCUGAAUUUGACCACUGGAAACGGAGGAUCUGCCUUUGGGCACUGGUUCAUCUGAGACCUCCUGUCCCUGCUGGACAAGUGACAUCAGCGCCUCAGAUCCAGGCACAAGAUGAGAUCUGGCACUGGUCCGUGGAGAUGGGGGGCCAUGUUCUUACACCUCCGCCUCUGAAGAGCAGCUGGAUGCAGUGGAGUUGGGAGCCUUUGUGCUGCUCUUGAAACUCAGGGCUGAGGAUUUCUUCUCCUCAAACCCCUCAGCUCAGAUUCUCCCACCUCAGGUGACAGGCUGAGCCCUGAGCUCCCCUGCUCCAUCUGUACCCCCUGAGGGCUGAAGUCCUUCUGAGGGGACGAUCACAUCUCCUCCUUCACAUAGACCACACUGUAGCAAGAGCUCUAAAGAUGGCCUCUGAUAGGCAUAAGGGCAUAGGGUCCCAUCCAGACACUCAGUGAGGCUGUGCGGGACGGGAGGAGCCUCGAUGACUGAGAGUUUGUUGGGACUAAGCCACUGCACUGAGUGAGGAGCCAGCCCGUCUCCUGGCUGAAAGAAGUGAGGGCAUGUGGAUGCCUCCUGGAGGGUCCUGGGUUAGGAAGAGCCAGGAGCUGUCUCUGCUGGAAGAAGGAAUGGAGAGUUUUGGAGACAAAGAAUGAGAUGACGCCUCCCGGCAGCUGAGCCAGGACCCAGGAGCACGUUGACUCUGGCUUUGCCAGCCACAGGGGAGCAUAGUUAGGUGGAAGAGGAUGCCCACAUCUGUUUGGCAUUCCCAAGCCUGGCAUUCCCCUGUCCUGGAGCACUGGCUCUGAGAGUGCAGAGAUGGAUUCAUUCUGCUUUGUCUGCUUCCAAAAAGAGGAGCUACAGCCUUUGCAACUGAACAGCACAACAAUGAGUGCAGGAUCCAUUGAGCAAGAGCCGUCGCGCAAGCUGGCCUGCUGCGGGGUGCCCCUCAUCACUGAGGACAUGCAGUCUCUGGCCAUCCGCACCCUCUCGGGCACUGACAUCAACAAGCACUAUGAUCUUAUCCGCGAGCUUGGCAAGGGCACCUAUGGCAAAGUGGAUCUCGUGUCCCACAAAAGCACAGGCACCAAGAUGGCACUGAAGUUUGUGAACAAGAGUAAGACGAAGCUGAAGAACUUCUUGCGGGAAUUCAGCAUCACCAACACACUCUCCUCCAGCCCAUUCAUCAUCAAGGUCUUUGAUGUAGUCUUUGAGACUGAGGAGUGCUAUGUCUUCGCUCAGGAGUACGCACCUGGAGGGGACCUCUUUGACAUCAUCCCACCACAGGUGGGUCUCCCUGAGGACAUGGUGAAGCGCUGUGUGCAGCAGCUGGGCCUGGCCCUGGACUACAUGCACAGCAAGAAUCUGGUGCACCGGGACAUUAAGCCUGAGAAUGUGCUGCUCUUUGACCGUGACUGCCGCCGGGUCAAGCUAGCUGACUUUGGCAUGACACGCAAGGUGGGCUGCCGGGUGAAGCGCAUCAGUGGCACCAUCCCCUACACAGCGCCCGAGGUCUGCCAGGCCGGCCGGGCUGAGGGCUUCACUGUGGACAUGAGCAUUGAUGUGUGGGCCUUUGGCGUGCUCAUCUUUUGUGUCCUGACUGGCAACUUUCCCUGGGAGGCAGCCUCCGCCACGGACACUUUCUUUGAGGAGUUUGUGCGGUGGCAAAAGGGGCGUCUGGCCGGCCUGCCCUCCCAGUGGAGGCGCUUCACAGACAAUGCCUUGCGCAUGUUCCAACGCCUCCUGGCCCUGGACCCCGAGAAACGCUGCCCUGUCAAGGAGGUCUUCUACUUCAUCAAAUAUGACCUGAUGUCAGAGGUGCGCCGCAGGCCCUCCUACCGCUCCCGCAAACAUGCUGGUGACAAGCUCUCAUCUGGCUCUCACCGCCACGAGACACCCAGCUCCUGUACCCCCACCCCACUCAAGAGGACCAUCCUGACGGAAGGCAGUGGCCCUCGGCUCUCCACCUCAGAGCCAGGCCUGUCCUCCCCAGGGGGAACAGGGAGGACAGAUGGGCGGCAAGACAAAGGCAAAGGGCAGAUGGUCCUGGCCACAGCAAUAGAGAUUUGCGGGGGGGGGGUCACAGUCCUCAUGGCAUGGCUCUGCUCUGCCUGCUUUGGCAGCUUCUGA
Molecule: messenger RNA, 2269 nt
Organism: Alligator sinensis (Chinese alligator)
Lineage: Eukaryota; Metazoa; Chordata; Crocodylia; Alligatoridae
Gene: SBK1
Product: SH3 domain binding kinase 1
Exons: 5
Coding region: 959-2269 (436 amino acids)
Biological process (GO): peptidyl-threonine phosphorylation; peptidyl-serine phosphorylation
Molecular function (GO): protein serine/threonine kinase activity; ATP binding
Source: RefSeq, a predicted model, not a curated record